AGCCCGGUAACAUGAUCGAUGACAUCUAGAGAUGACGUACAUCGUCCUUCUUCCUCGCUUGCUUCGCCUGAAGUUCCUGUGCCGGUCGCUGAUACCAAACCAAAGUCUUCUUCCUUGGUUUCCUCGUAGGAAUGCCAUCAUCUUCUUUAUAAGAAGAAGACUCCACAUCCGAUCUCCCAACUUCAUUCGGUUUGGCUCCCCAUAAGUCCAAAUGGGUUCGGACUGGAUUCAUCAGUCCUCUCCUGGCCUCGACCUCCGCGUCGGCCCUCGUCGGUCUCCCGACCAAGCUCCGGCUGGAGUUCUAGAAGCCAUGCUGAAUCAGAUAAGCGAAGAGAACAGGAGGCUUACCGAGAUGGUCAGCGACAUGUACACGAACCAUAGCGCUCUCCGCCGACGGUUGUCUUAUCUCGCAAGCGUAUCUCCAUGUGAGAAGGGAUCAGCCUCGUCGAAGAGGAAGAGGGUCGACUGCCAGAAGCACGCUGCAUCCGAUGACGAACAUGGGUGCAAAAGAUCGAGAGAAGAUGCCAUGACCAAGACGUCGAAGGUUUAUGUGCGAACCGACCCGUCCGAUCCGAGCUUGGUGGUGAUGGACGGGUACCAGUGGAGGAAGUACGGGCAGAAGGUGACCAGGGGCAACCCCUCCCCCAGAGCUUACUUCAGAUGCUCCUUUGCUCCUUCAUGCCCUGCGAAGAAGAAGGUUCAAAGAAGCGCGGAAGACAAAUCGCUGCUGGUGGCCACAUACGAAGGUGUACACAACCACAAACACCCAUCGCUGGAUGAAGUCUAUACGGUCAAGUGUCCAUCGCACAUCAACUCUUCUGCCCCGUCGAUCGAUCCGGUCGUCACGCGACAACCUGACGUCGAUAGGGGUCUCGGAGAGAUCGAAUCGCCCAAGUUUGACAGAGCGCUGGUGGCGACGUUGACCAAAGACCCAAACUUCACUGCUGCUGUCGCCGCAGCAAUAUCCGAGAGAAUCCUUCGAGACCCACCAGCUUAACACUGGGCAUCGAGUGCGUAACGAAGGAUGUUUAUAUAUUUAAAUUACUGAUAACUUAAUCCAAAAACUCU
Molecule: messenger RNA, 1068 nt
Organism: Musa acuminata AAA Group (dessert banana)
Lineage: Eukaryota; Viridiplantae; Streptophyta; Magnoliopsida; Zingiberales; Musaceae
Product: WRKY transcription factor WRKY76
Exons: 4
Coding region: 212-997 (261 amino acids)
Biological process (GO): regulation of DNA-templated transcription
Molecular function (GO): sequence-specific DNA binding; DNA-binding transcription factor activity
Source: RefSeq, a predicted model, not a curated record